Messenger RNA from Salarias fasciatus (jewelled blenny), 1448 nucleotides. RefSeq names its product arginine/serine-rich coiled-coil 1 (gene rsrc1). Gene Ontology annotation, biological process: alternative mRNA splicing, via spliceosome. NCBI's taxonomy places the organism in Eukaryota, Metazoa, Chordata, Actinopteri, Blenniiformes, Blenniidae. Gene Ontology annotation, cellular component: nucleus; cytoplasm. The transcript is spliced from 10 exons. Bases 78 to 1049 code for a protein of 323 amino acids. The record is from RefSeq and is a predicted model, not a curated record.
GUCUUGUGAGCAGUGCAUGGCUGAGUGUGAAACCAUAGAACGAUUUGAAGGCGCGGAGCGGGACUCUCAUCGCAGGCAUGGGUCGACGCUCGUCUGACAGCGAGGAUGACACCCGCAGCAGCAGGAGGAGGAAAAAACAGCGCCGCCGCUCGUCGUCCUCCUCGUCCUCCUCCUCGUCCUCCUCCUCCUCGGGCAGCAGGGUGAGGAGCAGCCGGAGCAGGAGGUCCAGCCGCCGCCGCAGCCGCUCCAGAGACCGGAGGAGACGAAGACGUUCAAGCAGCAGCUCGUCCCACAGUUCAUCCCGCCGAAGGAGGAGUCGAAGCGCCGAGAGAGACAAAGGGAGGAGCCACCGCUCACACCGGUCACGCAGCCGGGAGAGAAGGUCUCACUCCCGGCACCGGCGGUCUCGCAGCAGAAGCGACAGUCACAGCCACAAAGGAAGCCGCAGCCGCAAGAAGAGCCGCAGCCACAGCAGAGACCGGGACCGGAGCCGCCGCAAGGGCCGGGACCGCGAGCGAGAGAAAGACAAGGACAAAGGAAGAGACAAAGACAAGAGCAAAGACAAGGCUGACAAAAAGGGGGACGUCGGGAACAUCAAAGCCAGAUUAGAACAUCUGACUCCAGCAGAGCAGGCGAAGGUUCGGAUGCACAUGGUCUUGCAGGCUGCAGCGAAGACAGACGAGGCGCUGAGAGCCAAACUAGCCAAGAGAGAGGAGGAAGCCCGAAAGAAACAGGAAGAAGAGGGAACUUCUCUGGAGGAGCAAGUGCGAAGGAUAAAGGACCUGGAGGCCAUCGAGAGCGAUUCCUUUGUUCCUCAGGCUUUCAAAUCAUCCCGGGAUGAUAUAAAGACUGAGCCGGUUGAGGUGAAGCAGGAGUCUGAGAGGACGAGUUCUCCGGACGUCACUCUUCCCAUCUCCAUCAUCUACAACGACACCGACUCACUCGCCCAUCCCAGUUUGUUCAUGGACAAAGAGAAGGCCGAGGAGCUGUGGCUGACCAGGCUGGUCUCACUACGGCAGGAGAGGCUGAUGGGAAGCCCGGUGACCUGAAACGCAUCCACAAGGCCAGACAGUCCUUCCUGGUCCAAACCUCAUUAACGCAGCCAAGUGUUCUGUUGUUGUCUUAAACCCUGUCAUACUUCAUCUGGUUUGUUUUUGAACAUCACAACAUUUUUUUUUCCCCCUAAUUUCUACUCAACAGCCUUGUGGGAACUUGAACAAAUGAACAGGUUGUUUUUUUUGUCCUGAUGUUCUUAAUGUUUUUAUUAAAAGGAAGGAGUCGGUUAAUUAAACAAUCUGCUGUCUUUUAUUUGUCUUUAUUUGUUUUUAAUGAACGAAAAUCUCACAGUCAGAUUAGUUGAUCUGUUGCCAUGUGGAAGCAGAAUUAUUAUACAUUUUGUCUUUUGUGAUCAGUUUAGUAAAUAAAGCUGGUGUUGAUGUUUUUGAUUA